Molecule: messenger RNA, 6099 nt
Organism: Ectocarpus sp. CCAP 1310/34
Lineage: Eukaryota; Phaeophyceae; Ectocarpales; Ectocarpaceae
Source: the annotation of a GenBank genome assembly
AUGUUGUUACAAGACCUCGCGGUAUCCAAAACCCAGGAGAGGGGGGUACCGGUGCCCAGCAAGCUUCUGCGGGAGCUGCAACGGGGGUCGGAGCAGCGAGACGGCGGGAAGCGACUAUACAAGUUAGAUCUGCGACGGACCCAGUUGACAGAUGCACAUGCGCUCAACGCCCUCAACUCGCUCCUCAAAGGCCAGGUGGAGUUGUUCCGACUAGUGCAAGCCGAUGCCAGCUUGGCCGACUCCAGCCUGAGCUUCUUGUACUCCGUGAAGCUGGACACAAGGGUGCUGUCGCUUGACCAGCGAGCGGCAGAGGAGCUGGAGGCUCAGACAGUCGCGCUGGAGGUCGCCGACUCAGUGCUUGACGUCAGGCACGCUUUCUUUCAGGCCGAUGUAAGAGGGUCGGGAACCCUGACGGAGCACGAGCUGAGCGGCGCCAUGCGGAUCGUCAUGGGCGUGACGCCGAAGGCCGCAGAGACUUCGCGCGUGCUGCGGUUCUUCGGCGCUCCGGGAGCCCAGGGGAACGACCCGAACGUAAUAAAUUUGGGGGGAUUCGAGGCGGCCAUGGUGGGGAGGCUACGAGAGUCGCACACCCUGCCGGUGCUGCCUCAGAGGCGAGACGACCUGCUUUUCGGAUCGGCGGGCGGCGAAGAGGGCCAGAGCCUGGAGUGCUUUUCUCCUUGGAGCACUCGCUCCUUCGGUGCCACGACCGGUGGCAUUCGCGGAGACAAGGGCGGUGGGGGCGGCGUCGGGAAUAAGCGAAGCCCUUUGUCGGCCUCUCAGAAAUUUUCGCCGGGGGCGGGGAUGGGGACGCACGUGCUCCCCCUACCGCCGUGGCGCGGAGGAGAGGGUGGGUCCGAGCUGAGCAAUACGCAGAACGACGACGAAGGGCAGAGCCAAAGAGCGGAGAGGGACGAUACCGACUUGGAGAACAUUUUCGACGACGACAAUUGCGACGGGGUUAACAACAACGACGGGGCUGAAGACGCAGCAGCACCGAGGUGCGUAAGAGACACGAGCCGAAUCUCCACUAGAGACAGUGGCAAUGGCAGGGAGAGGAGCAAGCGAGGGGGGCGAAGCAGCACCGGCAGCCUUGAAACCGACACGAGGGAGGAGAAAGAAGAAGGGCACCAAGAACCGGCGCGACAGAGGCGGCGCGAGGGAGUCGCUCUCGUCGCCCACGAGAACAUCGAACUGAUGAGCAGCGCGGCUCGCCUGGCGGGGAGUCGCUUCUUGAACGGCGAUGGAGGUGGCGACACCGAAGAUGACGUCCUCUCUGACUGCAGCAGCGACGAUUGCUUGUCUUGUACCUCCGCACGCGCGCAGAGUACCGGGAAAGGGACGGUGAACCAGAACGGCGGACGACUUCGAACCGAGCAUCCAAAUUGCUCAAGAGAAAAAAACGGCAGCGGGGGCGGUGGCGGCGACCCCAAGUCCAACACUGGAAAAAUAUCGGAUUGGAGACGCCACAGCUCUAGCCCGGCCGCGCGAGGAGGUCCAACAUUCGACGACCGUAGCGGCAGCGGCAGCAGCGGCGGCGGCGGUAGUAGAAGCGUGUGUUUCUCGGAAGAUCGACCGAGUGGAGGCCGGCGGGUUAGCGAUCCGUCGCGGUCUUCUCAUUCAGGAGAUGAUAGCGCGCGGGAGCCAGCGGGGUCUAGUGCCUCGACCCACGCGAAUCCCGGACGACGGCAUUCUAUUCUUAAGGGAAAACAAGGCCGCGAUGACGCAGUUCGCCGGGACUUCGGGGAUCAGACCCCGCCGUCCACUACCCAAACCGUGUCCGUUACAGGAAGAGGGGAUACCGUCGCUGCGGGAUCAGCAACAGCGUCGCGCUCGAACGCCGUCAGGGAACAUCAAACGGGGGCAGUGAGGACAAACCUCUUAUCGGAAGAAGGAAACGUCACCGUCAUCAGCAUGACUGAUACGCACAAGGAGACGGCAACGUCGAGCGCAGCGCCAUCCAGGGCUGAGCCCCUGGGAGAAGAACUGGCCACACGUUCACGGCUAGCACAAGCGUCGCCAUCGACCACAACUGAUGGAGGAGGAAGCGACAUGCUGGCCGGACGAAUUCUUCUCAACGGCUCUGAACGAGAACCCCAUCCCAGAGGCGUGGUCAUCGUCGAUGGUGAGACUGGCACGUCGGGGGUACCGACGAAGGCAGAGGCAGCAAGCAACGGUUACCCGGAAAAGAAGGACGCCACCGUGGGAGAAGAAGCUACCCCAAGCCUCGUUGGGACUUCCGAGACGGUCACUACCGACACUAGGCCGGCUGCUUUGUCGUCGAUGUCAGCCGUACCUGCGACGGCAGCGACGGGCGUAGUGGCCAGGACGGAAGCGGUAACGGCGAAGAAACAGGAGCAGGACGAGGAGGAAGUAGGACCUACCACGGCUACCUUGUGCGAGCAGCGUCGGCGGGCGGAGGAUGCGGGUGAUCGGCUGGUCGUUCCGACGCCGCCAUUAGAGCUUUCAGGAGGGAACCUUCUCGUUGCAAUGUCUGCCGAAAUUGCAGAACCGAACACUUCUCUAGGCGAAAGUAGAAGCGGUGGAGGAUCACCAGGCGCAGCAGCAACUUCGAACGCCGCCGCCGAGAACCAAGUCCGCGGCGGCGUGGUAAGGGAUAGCGUGUUGAUCGCCGGCGCCAAGCGCGUCUGGGCGCCGCAGGGGGCGGCAACAACGCUGCUGCACGCAACGUCGGUGAAUUCUACCGGCGCUCGCACUCCAGGUGGAGCGGGUGGCGUCCCCGAGAACGAUCGAGUGGGCCGGUCCGCGGGAUUGUCUCUGGAGGCCAUCGUCGAAGCGCCCGGCUCAGGAGGUGGCGGUGCUGGCGGUGAUGCACCUGCGUCCCCUGCUGCUGGCGCCUCCACUCUUGCUCUAAACUACAGCAGUAGUGGCGGUGGAAAUGGCGGCCCCAUACGGAUGCCGUACUGUCUUUCUCCCACGAACUUGGUGCGUCAAGCUCGCGGCGGUUCCGGUGCGGCUGCAACGGCUGCCUCCAGCUGCAGGGAGAGGGAAAGCCUUGCCGCUCGAAUUCAGCGUUUGGGGGACAUCAACGCCGCUGCAACAGCCAACGUGGUCAACCCAGCGGCGCAAAACUGUUCCGUUUCAGAGAGUGGGUUCGCUGCACUCAGCGGCCACAGUGAAGGUGGAGGGGGUGCCGCAGGAGGAAGUCCACAAUCUUUUGCCCAUGCCGAGCACCCCCGACUGACAUCGUCGGGGAGAAUGCCGACGCCAUCCGCUUCCUCUCACGGGGGAGCAUCACCCGAACGACCACGUCGUUGCGGGUUGCUCGUCCAGGAUGGCGGCGAGGGAAAGGGCUAUUGCUCCUCACCGUCACCAUCCCCGCGGUUCCACCUCCCCUCUAGCGAGACAAAAACGGCCCCCCUGUGUGGCGCCGGGGGGUCUACUUGUUUGUUUGAAGGCCACGUCUUGAGGGCUGAUUCUGAGCCAGUGCUACGGCGGGCCGGGGAAAGGGGGUCGGAGGCGAAAGGAAAGACAGGGAGGGGCGAGGGCAGGGAGACCGACGACAUGCUAUCUUCGCCGGCUGGGGUCCUUCAGCUAGAUGAAGAGCAGCUCGGGCUCACCAUGCGUGUCGUACAGCUACGGAUCAACGAGGGGGCUCUUGUCAUAACUCGUGCCGGACUUGCCAAGAUGUCUACCUUGCUACAGCUGGAGGCCGUGUACGGAUGUGGACGAGAAUCUCUCAUUGGUCUACACACACUGGUUCUCAGCUACAACCAGCUCCAGGUGCUGGACAUCUCCGUCUUGACGACCAUGCCGGCGCUCCGGCACCUCGACGUCAGCCACAAUCUUCUCUGCCGAAUGGAGCCGAUGGACGGGCGAGACCUACCUCCACGGCUAGAAACCCUCAACAUGAGCCACAACCGGAUAUCGCGCAUUGGCGGGAUCACACAGUGUUUCCUUUUGCGCGCUUUGGACCUCCGGCACAAUCGUAUCAAGCGCGUCCAAGGGCUCGAACACCUGUCCCUCUUGCUUCAGCUCGACCUGGGCCACAACCUCAUUUCCAAGGCGGCCUCCGCGCGCGCGCUCAGCUUCAACCGCUCUCUCAAGCUGCUCUGGCUCGAGGGCAACCCCCUCGCGAGACAUCCUCGGUAUCGGCCGACCCUGACGUGCCUGCUGCCGCACGUUCGCUCCAUCGACAGCCGGGCCAUGCCACCCACCUCCGACUCAGACCAACGGCGGUGGGAAGCCGGUGGUGGUUUAGCGGACGAGGAGGAGGGAGGCGAUGGUGGCAGCGGCACAGUGGCGGCAGCCGGACAUGCGGCCGCGGCGAGGGGACAUCAGCGCGGGAGCAGCGGUAACACCAGCGUUUCUAGAGAAUGGCAGGCAGAACAAGACAUGAGACGAUCCAAGGAAUGGCAGCAGGUGAAUUUCUUGUUCAUGGGUGAUGUUUUCGACCUUGGUGCGGAAGAGCUUGCCCGCCCGCGCCCCCGCAAGUGCCCAAGCGAGGAGGCCAUCAGCAAGGCCAAGGAAGUGGCAUGCCGCCGGCCUGCCGUUGUUUUCGGGAUCAGCUACAGGGGCGAGAGAGAAAGGGGCACGCAUGCUAGUGAUGCUGCGUACGCGGCAUCAGCCGGCAUGGACACGGCGAACUCACCACCGUCGCCGCCCCGGAGCAAAGGCCAUGAGCAGCACGGACACCUGUUCGACGCUGCUACGGACGGUUAUGAGCUGCGUGGCAAAGGUCUUGGAGGCGGUUGUGACGGCGGUUUGGAUCGUCGGGAGGAAUGCAUCCAGUCCUGCCACGGAGCGGCAAGAGAACACGGAGCGGAUAGCGUUCGAGAUGUUCUUGGCCGCCAAGAAUGGACGACGACCUCCCCUCCCCUCCAGGACAACGACGAGUCGUUGCAGCAGGCGUAUCAGAACAGUGGUGGUGAUGCACCACCGCCUCCACAUUUGCUACCAUCAUCUCGCGGUCGAAGCUCCAAGUGGUCCUCGGCCGGUGCCGAAGAAGAAUACUACACUCCCACGCCGUCAGCGCCGGCUAUGAUGGCUGUUGACAGCGGCGGCGCAGCAGCUGCCAGAACCACGGUGCAAGCAAUGAAGGCUCCGGAAGACUUAGAGGGGGCUUUAUCUGAAUCUCCCAGGGCACCAGGACACGAGAGAAAUAAGCUGGUAGAUAGCUGGCUACUGGACGUCAAGCUUGAGACGGAGACGGCAGGGACUGCGUUGCAGGAAAACGUGGUUCUCCUCAGGAUGUGCAAGGAGCGUGGCCGUGACACCGACGGCGAGCGACGGCGACUGUCCAGCUUUCGUACCGCGCUGGAGGGGAUGGGACUGUUCUCUCCGCAGCACGGGCCGACGCCGACAGAGUUUGUUGGAGACAAGGCCGGCGUUCUCGCGGACAAGGUCGCGGCAGUUGCAAGACAGGUGGCCAUGACGAAGGCGGCGGUGAAGAACCUGUUGCGGCUCAUGGAAAGCGUGGAGCCCGGCGACGACGGCAACGCGGAACUCGACCAAUAUGCCGAGUUUAUCCGACAGCAGAGAGAAAUUGUGAUCGGUGUCGGUGGCCACCCCAACGCUGACACCAGCAGCCCCGAAAAAAAGAGAGAGCCGGCGACUGCUGCUGCCGUGGUUCAACAGGGUGAAACCUCCGACUGCCAUAGAAGCCUGCCAGGACAAGGCGAACCAGAAGGAAGAGCCCACGGCAAUCCCGGGGCCGGCGUCGCCUUGCCUUCUUCCUCCAGCCUGUGCGCCACCGCCACCACAGCUGCGCGCGAAGGCCCGACCUCUCAUGACCAAAACGACGUAUCUGGCUCUGAGGAGAGGGUGAUGGCUACUGGAACGGAGGGAAUAGUUGAACCACCGUGUGGCGGUGCCGAGUCCGUCCAUGAAACUGAUGCCAUCGACGUUCUCGUCCCGCUUGGGCUUGGUCAGGAAGCUUCGGCGCGUUGUGCAGGCGCCGCCAUUGAUGCCGCUUCGAAGGAUGUUCCUGGCACGGUCCAAUCGACCACCUGUGUCCCUCUAAGACCUGCCGAGGAGGUCGUCACGGAAGAAGCUCUGCCUCGGCGGUGGGUUUCGUUCAUCCGAAGUGCGCCUCUACGAUCGAGGACAAGAAUGAAGGAAGAGAAGCUAGCCCAGAUCUAG